Neltuma alba is the source of this 1405-nucleotide messenger RNA. RefSeq names its product alcohol dehydrogenase-like 7. Gene Ontology annotation, cellular component: cytosol. Gene Ontology annotation, biological process: formaldehyde catabolic process. The transcript is spliced from 10 exons. Gene Ontology annotation, molecular function: alcohol dehydrogenase (NAD+) activity; S-(hydroxymethyl)glutathione dehydrogenase [NAD(P)+] activity; zinc ion binding. The record is from RefSeq and is a predicted model, not a curated record. The coding region runs from base 107 to 1270 and encodes 387 amino acids. NCBI's taxonomy places the organism in Eukaryota, Viridiplantae, Streptophyta, Magnoliopsida, Fabales, Fabaceae.
CAACUCAGCGGCCAGGAGACGGGGACGUUAAAUACGGCCAUAUCGCUAAGUUAACCAGCGCCUUGGGACGGUCAACCCCCAGAGUUUCUCAUCUUCUCGAGUCGCCAUGGAAGCAGCUUCAUGCAUCAGCAGCGAAGGGCAGCCCAUCCAAUGCAAAGCCGCCGUGUGCCGGAAAGCCGGCGAGCCACUGGUGAUCGAGGAUGUCAUGGUAGCGCCGCCCAUGUCUCGUGAAGCUCGGAUUCGCAUCAUAUGCACCUCUCUGUGUCACAGUGACAUCACAUUCUGGAGGAUGAAGGAUGCUCCCGGAAUUUGCCCAAGAAUUCUGGGCCACGAGGCCGUGGGGAUUGUGGAGAGCGUAGGAGAAGAUGUGAGGGAAGUAGAGAAAGGAGACGUGGUGGUGCCGGUGUUCCUGCCGGAGUGCGGCGAGUGUGAGGACUGCAAGUCAAAGAAGAGCAACCUGUGCUCGACGGUGGGGUUCAGGGUGUCGCCGUGGAUGCCCAGGCAGGAGAGCAGCAGAUUCACAGACAUGAAAGGGCAGCCCAUAUAUCACUUCCUCUUUGUCUCCAGCUUCAGCCAAUACACCGUCGUCGACGUUGCCAAUCUCACCAAGAUUCAUCCAUCUCUCCCUCCCAACAGGGCUUGCCUCCUCAGCUGCGGUGUUUCUACGGGAGUAGGUGCUGCUUGGUUGACAGCGGGCGUGGAGGCAGGCUCUACGGUUGCUAUAUUUGGGCUGGGUUCCAUUGGAUUAGCUGUCGCGGAGGGGGCUAGACUUUGUGGGGCUUCGAGGAUCAUCGGGGUGGAUUUGAACCCACGAAAAUUUGAAAUUGGUAAAAAGUUUGGAGUCACUGACUUCGUCAAUUCUGCAGAAUGUGGGGACAAACCUGUUAGCCAGGUGAUCAAAGACAUGACUGGCGGAGGGGCUGAUUAUUGCUUCGAGUGCGUGGGGAUGGCAUCGUUGGUGCAAGAAGCAUAUGCUUCUUGUCGAAAGGGAUGGGGAAAAACAGUAGUGGUGGGAGUUGACAAACCAGGAUCCAAGUUAACCCUUAGUUCUGCUGAAGUCCUUCACAGUGGAAAAGUCCUCAUGGGAUCCUUAUUCGGGGGACUCAAGCCCAAGACUCAUAUUCCCAUUCUCGUUAAGCGUUAUCUCGACAAGGAGCUGCGGCUGGAUGAUUUUGUGACCCACGAGAUUGACUUCAAGGACAUAAACAGAGCUUUUGAUUUAUUGCUGGAAGGACAGUGCCUUCGAUGCGUGAUUUGGAUGAACAAAUAAAUGUGACAUCGAAUCAUCCCAUGUGAACUAAAGAAUUCUUGUCACCAAAAAAACAAAGGAAAGAAUUCGGGAUAUUACUCUUUUAUCUUCCUGUUGCAUUCAAUAAAACACCCGCUCUUGAUUGAUUGUAUUGCA